UAAUCAGAAAGCAGUCGGGUAAAACGAUUUGUAUCUUAUUGGGAACGAUCACUCGUCUUCGACGGUUGCGUCAACUUUUAUACGGUCCGUCCCUUCUCGUCGCCCCCUCACUCUGCUUCAUUCAAAGUAAUGGAAUCGAAGCAGGAACGGCGCGACAAGUGGCGGCCUCACCGCUGCGUGGCCUUCACCGUCGCUGCGAUCAUCGGUGUCGCCCUCCUCCUCCUCGUCCUUGGCCUCACCGUCUUCCGUCCCCGACACGCCGUCACUAGCAUAAACUCCGUGCAUCUCAGCCGACUAACCGUCGGUCUUGACGUACCCAACCUUGCCGUCGACUUCAACGUCACCCUCACCCUUGACAUCGCCUCCACCAACCCCAACCACGCCAGCUUCCGCUACGACGCCGGCGACGCCGUGCUCUACUACCGGGGGCAAAUCGUCGGUGAGGCGGCCGUUCCACCAGGGAAGGUCGCGGCCGAGGGGUCGGUGAGGACCAACGUCUCUCUGUCCGUGAUGGCCGGGAAGCUCAUCGGGGACUCGGCGCUGUACGCAGACGUGAUAUUGGGGUCGGUGCCCUUCUCCACCACGACGAGGAUUCCGGGGACGGUGGCGAUUCUUGGCAUCUUCAAGCAUCAUAUGGUAGCGUACACCAUGUGCGAUCUCGUCGUCGGUGUUCGUAAUCGGUCAGUGGAGAACUCCAAUUGUAGGUACAGGACAAAAUUCUGAGCUUUUUGUGAAAAUUU
Messenger RNA from Zingiber officinale, 740 nucleotides. RefSeq lists its product as uncharacterized. The record is from RefSeq and is a predicted model, not a curated record. The transcript has a single exon. NCBI's taxonomy places the organism in Eukaryota, Viridiplantae, Streptophyta, Magnoliopsida, Zingiberales, Zingiberaceae. The coding region runs from base 130 to 723 and encodes 197 amino acids.